AUGGGCUCCGUCGCAUUCAGUCUGGAGGACGUCGUGAUCGAAGCCUCCACAACUCCACCUUCAUAUUCACCUUCAUCGCCACCUCGGAGGCGAGCCGCCACCGUCUCCAACAGCCAAGUCGGCCUUAUCAACCGACUUGCCCGCACCCGCGUCUCGCAUGUCGUGUGCUUCUUCCUAGCCCCGGGGCGGCACGUCGUCUCCAUGGAAGUCAGGGUAGAUGGGCCGUCCGCCCGCUACUUCAUCCACCUGCCGCACUUCUCGUUCAUGAUCAAGCUGCGGUGGCGGAUGACCUCGAUGGGGCCGGAGAUCUUGCGGUUCAGGGCGUCGGCCAACCGCGGGUCAUUCGGGCUCGGCGAGGACGACCUAGAAUAUCUGGGUGGUGUCGCGUACACGAGGCCAUGCUCGGAUAGGAUGUUCGGCGUGCUGAGGUCGAAGGUGUACGUUGUGGGGAGGGACGAGUUGCGCCGCUGCGAUGGGGUGCAAGAAGCGCCGCGGGAGUCAUGUGUUGAGAGAGAGGGGAUUCUGGUGUGA
This is a messenger RNA of Cladophialophora yegresii CBS 114405, 531 nucleotides long. RefSeq lists its product as uncharacterized. The coding region runs from base 1 to 531 and encodes 176 amino acids. Lineage: Eukaryota; Fungi; Ascomycota; Eurotiomycetes; Chaetothyriales; Herpotrichiellaceae. The transcript has a single exon. The record is from RefSeq and is a predicted model, not a curated record.